GUUCGGCCUGAGGAUCUCCGAGGCUCGCCCGGGCAGCGGCGCGCCGGGCCGGCGCGUGCCCAAGGCGUUCACGGCGCCCGAGGUGCCACGAGUGCAGCUGGUCAGCAGCGGGGCGAGGAACGGCCAGACGAGCGACGUCGAGUCGAUGAGCGACACCGAGUCGACCUUCGACGUCGUCCGGGAGUCCCCGAGGCCUUGCGGGGUGGGCGCCGGGAUCCUGCAAGAGCCUCGCGAGCCCGACCAGCCUCGGCGACCGCAAGCGCGACAGACAUCGAUGACCUCGACGGCCGUGAACCAUCUGGGCCAGAGGCCGACCAACCUCGACGACCGCAGGAUCAUCCCGUGCCCCGCGGGCCCGAGGCAGUCGGGCGGCGAGGCGGUCGGGCCCGCGCGCCCGCCCGCAGAGGCGCCCGCCCACGCCCGCCCCAGCCACGCAGGGAGGUCGCUUUCGGCGAGGCCCCCGCGCUCCGCGGGCAGCUGA
Prorocentrum cordatum is the source of this 481-nucleotide messenger RNA. The record is from the annotation of a GenBank genome assembly. NCBI's taxonomy places the organism in Eukaryota, Dinophyceae, Prorocentrales, Prorocentraceae.